Messenger RNA from Plenodomus lingam JN3, 198 nucleotides. Lineage: Eukaryota; Fungi; Ascomycota; Dothideomycetes; Pleosporales; Leptosphaeriaceae. The record is from RefSeq and is a predicted model, not a curated record.
AUGGCAUAUAACCUCACACUCCAUUACACCAUACUACACAUAUAUAUCUGCACAUCCACCGCGUCCUCGCCUCCCAAUGUCCAAGUCCGACGUUCCCACCACCCCACGGAGCCCGGGUCCUUAUUUUUCCUCCGUUCCUGCGAUAGACAGGGGUACAUAGAUUGGCACGGCCUCGGUGAACGGGGCCAACAUUCCUAG